CACUGACGGAGGCGCCAUUAAUGUUUACGUAACAACAGACGGACUUUGUGUUAGGAAAUUAUGUUGCUUUUUUAAAACAAACUACAAGAAACACGGCGUCAGUAGCAGCUUUUCUUCAUUAAUUUCUCCAGGAGACGACAAACCUAUUCUUCUUCAAUAAAUCUGAAUGCUUGACAAAAAUCCAGAAAGUCUAAAGCAGCUGUAAAAUGAUCCAUAAGUAGCAUCAACAAAUCUCUGCAGAACUGAAAUUUCUAAAUAAACCAGAAUAUGUCUGACUUCACUAAGAAACAGACUUGACUGGAAACAGAUGACCUGAACACUAAGGAAUGUGGCAGGCCAUGAAGUCUGGGGAGGAAAGGUUUAUUUCUUCUUUUUGAGAAGUGCACUUUCACGAUGAUUUCCAGUUUAAAACAUACUUUUAUUAUUACUGCUGUUUUCUUCCUGAAUAUUGAAAUGUAUAUUUGCACGUGUGCACGAGCUGAAUAUGAGAUAAACGGAGAAUGCUGUCCCAUGUGUCCACCAGGAAGCCGUGUUUUUAGACAUUGCACUGAAUUCACCAGCACAACAUGCAAACAAUGUGUUGUUUUAACUUACACGGAUGAACCCAAUGGCCUUGCAAGCUGCAUUAUCUGUACAGUGUGUGAUGCUGGACAGGGUUUAAAAGUAACGGCCUGUACAUGGACUUCAGAUACUGUCUGUGAGCCGCUGGAGGGAUUUUACUGUACUGAUGAAUACAGCACCAGCUGCAGAUACGCAGUGGAACACACAAAAUGUAGCCCUGGACAAUACAUAAAGCAGAAAGGAACAGCAUUAAAAGAUGCUGAAUGUGCAGAGUGUGCAGAUGGGACCUACUCCAAUGGCUCCCUUCAAAUUUGUAAACCACAUUCAAAGUGUGAAGAUUUUGGACUUACAGAAAUAACAAAAGGGACAAAUUCUCUGGAUGUUGAAUGUGGAAAAAAACGUCCAGUAGCUCUAAUAGCUGGAGUCUCCCUAGUUAUAGUGGUAGUUUUUGCUGGAUUACUUAUUGCUAUUGUGAGAAUGCGAAGGAAAUGCCAACUUAGAGAUGGUACUGAGAGGAAAACAAGACACGAGCCAGAUGGAUGUGCUGCUUUAUGUUUACAGCCGGAUGGGCUGACAAAAUGAACAUGAAAAAUACAUUUUCUCAACUCUGUCCAGGUAAGUCAACAGCAGUAUUCACUCAAUUUAUCAAAUUUUAUAAAUAGAGACAAUUUGGUUUAGCAAGGUUACAAGUUAAAUUGAAUUAGGUAGAUAUGUAUAUUUGACCAGCAGAAGUGUACAAGAUAUUUAUUACUUUAAAAAUCCACAGCAAAGUAAAAAACCUGUACACUGUUCACCGACAAAUCCACUGAUAAUUUGUUACACUUUGUUUUAUACAGGUAACGAGCUGAGAUUAGGAGCACUCCCUUUCACUCAUUAAAACGCAAAUGAAUUUAUAA
Messenger RNA from Tachysurus vachellii, 1457 nucleotides. Its product is annotated as tumor necrosis factor receptor superfamily member 14-like. Bases 394 to 1143 code for a protein of 249 amino acids. The record is from RefSeq and is a predicted model, not a curated record. Gene Ontology annotation, molecular function: protein binding. Gene Ontology annotation, cellular component: external side of plasma membrane. Gene Ontology annotation, biological process: defense response to Gram-positive bacterium; positive regulation of T cell migration; positive regulation of cytokine production involved in immune response. The transcript has 8 exons. Lineage: Eukaryota; Metazoa; Chordata; Actinopteri; Siluriformes; Bagridae.